AUGUUGUCGAUUCCGACUCUCCUCCGGCUUUCGGCCAUCGUCGGGCUCAUCCCGUCCGUCGCGGCUGCGGCUCUCUCGGUCAAUGCGCAAAAGGUGGAGGAUCGCGCCAUCACUCCGCUCACAUGUCUCUUCUUUGGCGAUAUCGUGUCCCCCUGGUGGCUCAACAGGUGCAAGCAGCAUCUCGACAUGGUUGUCAUCGAUCUCCGGUCCGCGGCUGAGUAUGCUGUGUCCCACAUCCCUGGCAGCAUCAGCGCCCCCUUUGAGCCCAUCUCGGCGUGGUCUCAGAUGGGGCCCGGUGAUCUUCUUUUGGAACUUCCCGAGUACAAUGAUCUCGCCGCCUUCCUCGGGUCGAUCGGUGUGAGCAACUCACCAUCCGCCACUAAAAUCGUCCUCGUCAACGGCGUCGACCCGACCUCCUUCUCCCAGGCCGCCUCGCCCCGCGUGGCCACCACUCUUAGGUUUGCUGGCCUGGCCGAGGGCCGAGUUGCCAUCCUGGAUGGUGGAUUUCCCGCCUGGACAAGGGAAUCCCUCCCCGUCACCACCGACGUUCCCGUUCCCGUCCCCCGCACGUUCGUCUCUGCUCCGGACAGAAGCUUCUUGGUCGACAUCAACUACGUCGCCUCCAAGCUCCACAAGAACAAGCAGGGCAUCUUCAUUCUCGACGGCCGUGACCCGGAUGUCUACAACGGCACCAGGUUGGAGGAGUGGGCUCUCAAGCCGGGCCACAUUCCCUCGGCCAAGAAUCUGCCCACCGCAAAUAUCUGGAACCCAGAUGGAAGCUUCAAGAGCACCUUUGAGCUUCUCGCCCUCCUCCGCCAGCAGAUCGGUUACGGCGCCUCCCGCUCUUACGGCGAAAUCAUAGUCAGCUGUGGUGUGGGAGGUUUCGGCAGUGGGCUCCUGUUUACGUUAACGAGGGUACUGGGUUUCGGUGACAAUGUGAAGUUCUAUGAUGGCAGCGCUCAGGAAUGGAGUCGUCACUUUGAUAUGGAGAUCUAG
Molecule: messenger RNA, 996 nt
Organism: Podospora bellae-mahoneyi
Lineage: Eukaryota; Fungi; Ascomycota; Sordariomycetes; Sordariales; Podosporaceae
Exons: 1
Coding region: 1-996 (331 amino acids)
Molecular function (GO): thiosulfate-cyanide sulfurtransferase activity
Source: RefSeq, a predicted model, not a curated record